Molecule: messenger RNA, 602 nt
Organism: Uranotaenia lowii
Lineage: Eukaryota; Metazoa; Arthropoda; Insecta; Diptera; Culicidae
Exons: 3
Coding region: 117-551 (144 amino acids)
Source: RefSeq, a predicted model, not a curated record
UGAACAUUGGUAAAAUUUUGAUAGUUUUACACAUAUAUAUUUUAUCGUGUAGACCUUUUUUUCGAGCGCGCGCCAUUUUUGUCUUACAAUUUUUCGAUAAAUAAUUUUUUGCGAAAAUGCUGUAUGGUGAAACAAAUAGUACUUCCUUUUGGGCGCCGUUCCUGGGGCAGCGGAAAAAGCUUUCGGUGAAGUGUGAGAUCGGGAAGAUGCCAUCGGAAGGUACGAUUGAUGGAAUUCCUUGUCCCAAACUGCCUGGUAUUAGCUCAACCCAGCUCAGCUCCUGGUCAACGGAAAGAACAGCGAAAACUUUGGUGUGGACAUUCCAAGACGGGCAACUUAGUUCCGGUAAAUUUGGCUCGGAAACGGGUAUGACCACACGCCGUAUCGUACUGCUUCAAACCUGGAUCACGCACACCGGAGAAUGCGCCGCUUCCAGCCACGGUGGAAAAAAACCCCGACAGAAAACCGAGAAUGGACGGCAACUCAGACAUUUGCGAGUUAUUGGGAACGAUGACGGAUUUGCUGCAAUAUAUAGAUUCUUGACAAUUUAAGGAGUUUUGUUUUUCCACCUGGUGUUAGAAAAGUGCAAAAACAGUAUUAUU